Messenger RNA from Aspergillus ochraceoroseus IBT 24754, 1919 nucleotides. RefSeq lists its product as uncharacterized. Gene Ontology annotation, molecular function: carbohydrate:proton symporter activity. The record is from RefSeq and is a predicted model, not a curated record. Gene Ontology annotation, cellular component: plasma membrane. Gene Ontology annotation, biological process: carbohydrate transport; transmembrane transport. Bases 80 to 1441 code for a protein of 453 amino acids. Lineage: Eukaryota; Fungi; Ascomycota; Eurotiomycetes; Eurotiales; Aspergillaceae. The transcript has 2 exons.
CUCAAUUUACGAUUCAUUUCAUCAAGCCUUGACUGACAUAUGUUCUUCUGAAAAGAGAAAGUACAUCUUCUCUUCCACCAUGGGUGUUGAAACCUCCGCCUACCAUGGCGAGUCCAUCAGCCCGGCUGUUGCAUCCCAACAGCCUCAGUAUUCCAGCCAGGAGAGCAUUGGCAACUCUAAACCUCCAGAGCUAGGCGUGGACACCCCGAUCCCCCGAGUUAGCCUUCGUGCGGCGGCCAUGGCAUUGUUCGUUUCGAUAGGUGGACUUCUCUUUGGUUAUGAUACCGGCCAGAUUUCCGGCUUCCAACAAAUGUCAAACUAUCUCGAGCGGUACGGCGAACUGGGUGCCGAUGGGUCAUACUAUUUCAGCAAUGUCCGUGCUGGGUUGAUCGUUAGUCUUCUCUCUAUUGGAACUCUCAUUGGAGCCCUGGCUGGUGCCCCUAUCGCCGACAGACUGGGCCGGAAAUGGUCCAUCACCCUCUGGUGCAUGAUCCUGAAUGUCGGGUUGAUCGUCCAGAUCACUUCGCCUUCCGGUAACUGGGUCCAGGUCGUGAUGGGUCGUUGGACGACCGGUCUUGGUGUUGGUGGCUGCUCCUUGCUGGUCCCCAUGUACCAAGGGGAGAGUGCUCCCCGUCACAUCCGUGGUACCAUGAUUAGUUGCUACCAGCUGUUCAUGACUCUGGGGAUCUUCCUGGCCUACUGUAUUAAUCUGGGAACCAACCACCUCGACGGCACCGCCCAGUGGCGGAUCACUCUCGGACUUACUUUCCUCUUUGCCCUUUUGUUGGGAGGUGGCAUGGCCAUGUUCCCCGAAAGUCCUCGGUUUGAUUACCGACAGGGCCGGGUGGACCAUGCCCGUCAUACCAUGUCCCGCCUGUAUGGUGUUCCCGAGAACCAUCGUGUCAUCAUUCAGGAACUCGCCGAUAUUCAGGCUCAGUUGGAUGCCGAGUCUGGGGAGCAGGCGUGGCACGAGUUCCUCACUGCGCCACGCAUGUUCUACCGGAUUAUCCUGGGAAUGACUCUUCAGUCUCUGCAGCAGCUUACCGGGGCCAAUUACUUCUUCUACUACGGCACCACCAUCUUCCGAGGCGCCGGUAUCUCCAACAGCUUCGUGACGCAGCUUAUCCUGGGUGCUGUCAACUUCGGAAGUACCUUUGGCGGUCUCUAUAUUGUUGAGAACUUUGGUCGUCGCAAGAGUCUCAUCACAGGCGCCACCUGCAUGUUCAUCUGCUUCAUGAUCUUUGCCUCGAUUGGCCAUUUCAUGCUGGAUGUCGAGAAUCCCGAAAACACCCCGGGACCAGGAAAAGGAAUGGUGGUUGUCGCCUGCUUCUUCAUUCUAUGUAAGUCAUUCCUCGCAUCUUUAAGCCCCCCUUGUAUCAACGAUACUCUUCAUCCCAACACACCAAAAAUAUACCAAUUCGUUCCCUCUCGCGGACGCUGAUUUUCUCUUUAAAACAAAAAGUCUUCGCGACGACCUGGGGACCGCAAAUCUGGACCUUGGUCGCCGAAUUAUACCCUUCCAAGUACCGUGCAAAGGGCAUGGCCCUGGCCACAGCCUCGAACUGGCUGUGGAACUUCUUGAUCGGAUUCUUCACUCCGUUCAUCACGGGCGACAUCGACUUUGCAUACGGAUACGUCUUCGCCGGCUGUCUGGUGGUUGGCGGCUUGGUCGUUUACUUUUUCGUCAUCGAGGGCCAGGGCAGGACCCUGGAGCAGCUCGACUGGAUGUAUGUCAACAACGUUGCUCCCUGGAAGAGCAGCGAUUUCGAGAUCCCCACCAUCCACUCCUACGAGGACGAGUUCCGUAAUACUCGCAAGGAGUCGGCGUACCAUGCGGAGAAUGCAUAGAUUGUGUGUAUCACUUUCCGGUAUAGGUAUAGGAACAUCACUUCAUCGCUGUACAUAUAUGACAUGAGUUA